AUGUGCAAGCGUGAGAUUGUUGAUGGGUUCGGUUCCCCCGGCAGGUGGACUCCGACUGCUAGGGAACGCAUUGCAGACUCGGUGCAGGCAGGACAUGCCAGAGCAGUCAGAGACAUCCUUGAGAAGUUUGUACGGGAGCAGUCAUUCAUGUUGGCUACCGGGAAAAUCUCGAGUUCACCAUUUUCUGAGGAGGCCUUGUCUUGUCUACGUGAGAACAUUGCAGCGACCCUUGAUGACCCAGCUGGAGCGCUUGAGGUCCCUGAAAGGCAGCCGUUCUACUUACAUUUACUUGCACAGUCACUGCAGACUUUGGGCGACCCGGAUUGGGUUAUCCUCACGCAAGGGGAGGAAUGCUUUGCGAACGGUAUGCCACUUGGGCACGACAAGCCAUUGCCGCGCACGCCUCAGGUCUUCAGGCGGAGGUUAAAAUCGAGGAAACUAGAUGAGACCCCUUUCGAUGCCAUCAUGUCCAACUACAUUGACUACAUUUCAGCUGAGCUAUCAUCUGAGCAACUCGAGGCACAGUUCCGAAAGGAUGCAGAACAGGGGAUGAUGAUUGCCACCACUGAAGGUGCUGUGAGGCAGGAGUUCGGGCCUGACCAACUUCUCAUUGCGGCAAUGGGGGCAAUCAAAAAGCCGAACGGCGACGUGAGACCGCUACAUGAUGCCACGCACGGCGUUAACCUUAACAACUGCAUCAAGAUUGCUGAUCGUUUGGAGGUCCCGGGUCCGGCAGACAUCUUCGAAGUGGUAGUACCGGCAGCGGACACGAAGGAGGUUGCCUUUUGCAUUUGUGCCGACAUUGCACAGGCCCACAGGAGGGUCAAGAUCAGGAGAGUGGAUUGGCCGAGACUAGGAUGCAAAGCCACAUCAGCCGCCAGGGUGGUGUGGUUAAAUUGCGUCGGGACGUUCGGAGUGAGUUCCGCGGCGAUCCUUUGGACUCGAUUGUUCGGAUGUGUCGGAAGAUCGGUUCUCCGCGUCUUAGGCCCUAGGUGGAAUCUUCAGGUGAUCUUUGUGGAUGACUUGCGCAUCGUAGUGCUGGGUGCAGACAAGUACGUCGUCCUGUGGAUGAUACUUGCGGCAUAUCUUGCCAUUGGCACGCCUUUUUCGUUCCACAAGUUUAAAGGGGGCUUAGUGAGCUUAGUGGCGGAAUUCAUCGGGUACUAUCUGUCAUACGAGACCUUUUCUGCUGGCCUCUCACCAAAGCGGGUCAAGUGGAUUCUUGAAUGGAUCGAGGGUGCCGAAAAGAACAACUGGUACAUCACGGGAAGGAGGUUCAGUGAGUUCCUUGGAAGGCUAAACUUCGUAGCAAGGCUGCUCAGCUGGAUUCGUCCUUUCUUGGCGCCCCUGUUUGCUUUCAAUGCAGUGUUGCACAGGGGCACGGCGGUGAAGCAAGCGUGGUUGGCGCCACGCGAGUCGUUUAGGACGGAUGCCAAGUGCGAGCCCGGUAAGGUUGUUUUAGGUGGUUGGUCUACGAAGGCCGGCCUAGACCCGAUGGUUCCCCCUUGGUUUUCCCUAGAGGUUUUCCCCAGUGACCUGCCUUGCCUGUUCAGGGACGGAGAGUCCGGUUGGGCAUCAACAUCCGCAGAACUCUUGGCAUCGCUUGCAGCACUGGUGGCCUUCGGGCACUUGGAGCAGCCUAUCCCAGGUGCACAGGAUUGCCUGCAGGUUUUCGUGUGUGGGGAGACGGACAAUCGUUCGACCCCGGAGGUGCAGCGUAAGGGAUCAACCACGAAGUGGCCAUUAUUCGGCAUUCAGAUGUCAGCAUGCCAGGCAUUGCGCAGGGUCAACAAGAGGUUGGUACUUAAUUGGCGCCCGCGUGAUGAAAACACGUGGGCUGAUGAUUUGACCAACGGCAACUUCAGUGCGUUUGACCUGAGGCAUCGGGUCAAGUUGACUCUCUCCAUGUUACCCCUUGAGCUUUCGUCUAAGCUUGAUUCCGCGAGGGCCGAGUUUGUCCAGGCUAAGGCAACAUUGAUCUCGUUGAAGGGUAAGGAAGCUGCGAUGGGGGAGCAGGAAAAGGAUGCGACCAAGACGAACUGGUAG
Symbiodinium pilosum is the source of this 2046-nucleotide messenger RNA. Lineage: Eukaryota; Dinophyceae; Suessiales; Symbiodiniaceae. The record is from the annotation of a GenBank genome assembly.